CAAUAUCCCGCAUUUGCUUUGAAUCCUGAAAAGCCAACAUGAAGUAUUAUUCAUUAUCCCUCGCUCAGUUUCCCUGUUCCAUUUUGUUUCUCUUGUAUUUUCUUACAACAAUUUCAUCAUCCUUCUCCUCAGAUUUUUCCUCUUCUACUCAUUUGUGUAGUCAUCACCAAGCUCUUUCUCUGCUUCAAUUCAAACAAUCCUUUUCCAUUCAGAGUUCUCCUUUUUGGUUUGCUAGAAACUAUCAAUAUGAUCAGUAUCCCAAGACAGAGUCAUGGAAAGAGGGUACAGACUGCUGCUUGUGGGAUGGGGUCUCUUGUGACCUGAAAACCGGGCAAGUGAUUGAACUGGACCUCUCUUUCAGCAUGCUUUACGGAACCCUGCAUUCCAAUAAUUCUCUCUUCUCUCUUCAUCAUCUUCAAAAGCUCGUCCUCUCUUACAAUGAUUUCAACUUCUCCAAAAUUUCUUCUCAAUUUGGUCAGUUUUCCAAUUUGAUGCAUCUUAACCUAACUCAUUCAAAUUUUGCAGGCCAAGUUCCAUCGGAAAUCUCUUAUCUCUCCAAAUUGCUUUCCCUUGAUAUCUCAAACAAACAUCUAAGUCUAGAAACAAUCUCUUUUGACAAGAUUGUUCAAAACCUAACCAAGCUAAGAGUACUCUAUUUGGAUUAUAUAGAUAUGUCUUUGGUUGCACCUAAUUCCUUAAUGAAUUUGUCCUCUUCCUUGACAUUGCUUUCACUUGUGGGUUCUGGAUUGCAAGGGGAGUUCCCACGUAACAUCUUUCUUCUACCAAACCUUGACUCACUCAUUUUGGCAGACAACGAAGGCCUCACUGGCUCUUGUCCUUCCUCCAAUGUGAGUAAUGUCCUCUGGCAGUUGGUCCUGUCUGAUACAAGAAUUUCAGUUCAUUUAGAAAAUGACGUCAUCAGUAAGCUUAAGUCGUUAGAAUACUUGUUCCUUAGCAAUUGUGACAUUCGAAGGACAAAUAUAGCUCUGCUUGGUAAUCUCGCACAGCUUAGAAUAUUAGACCUCUCACAGAAUAAUUUGAACGGUGAAAUCCCACCAUCAUUUGAAAACCUUUCAAAUCUAGAGAGUCUAUAUUUAUUUAGUAACUUAUUCAAUGGGACAAUACCAUCCUUCCUGUUUGCUCUUCCUUCUUUAGGUUAUUUGGACCUUCAUAGCAAUCAUUUCAUAGGCAAGAUAAGUGAAUUCCAACAUAAUUCGUUGGAAUACCUUGAUUUAAGCAAUAAUCACUUCCACGGUCCAGUCCCAAGCUCAAUUUUCAAACAAGAGUAUUUGGAAGUCCUUAUUCUUGCGUCCAAUAAUAAGUUGACAGGUAUGAACAAUCUUCAAGGCACUAUCUCUUUAGCAUUCUCAGAGGGGAAUAGCUUGGGAUAUCUCAGCCUCAAUGACAAUGAAUUGGAAGGGGAAAUACCAUCAUCUAUCAUCAAUUGCACAAUGUUGGAAGUUCUUGAUCUUGGCAACAAUAAGAUUAAGGAUACAUUCCCCCAUUUCCUAGAAAGGCUUCCAAAGUUGCAGGUUCUUGUUCUAAAAUCCAAUAAACUCCAGGGUUUUGUGAAGGAUCCGACUACUUAUAAUUCAUUCUCUAAAUUACAUAUUUUUGACAUCUCCAGCAAUAAUUUGAGUGGACCAUUACCAACAGGGUUUUUAAAUAGUCUUGAAGCAAUGAUGGCCUCGGAUCAAAAUAUGUUUUACAUGACAUCAAACAAUUACUAUGGCUUUGCCGAUAUUUAUGCCUAUUCCUUAGAAAUGACGUGGAAAGGAUCGGAAUUUGAGUUUGUAAAAAUUCAUGGUAUCCUCAGAGUACUUGAUUUGUCAAGUAAUGGUUUCACCGGUGAGAUUCCAAAAUUGAUCGGAAAGCUUAAAGAACUCCAACAACUUAACCUCUCUCACAAUUACCUUACUGGUCAUAUCCAAUCAUCAUUAGGAAUUCUGACCAAUCUAGAAUCAUUAGAUCUAUCUUCAAAUUUAUUCACCGGAAGGAUUCCUAUACAGUUGGUAGAUCUAAUAUUUCUUCAAGUCUUAGACCUUUCAUAUAACCAGCUUGAAGGACCCAUACCCAAAGGAAAGCAGUUCAAUACGUUUGAUCAUCGGUCAUUCGAAGGAAACUCGGGUUUGUGUGGAUUUCCAAUGCCAGAAGAAUGUAGCAAUGGCGAGGCACCACCAUUACCACCAUCAAACUUUAUUGCAGGAGAUGAUUCAACAUUGCUUGAAGAUGGGUUUGGAUGGAAAGCUGUGGCAAUUGGGUAUGGAUGUGGGUUUAUGUUUGGAGUCAUAAUGGGAUAUGUUGUGUUUAAAACAAGAACACCUGCAUGGUUUCUGAAAAUGGUUGAAGAUAAAUGGAAUCUUAAUGCAAGCAGAACGAAGAAGAAUGCUAGUAGAAAUGGUGCAAGAAGAAAAUAAACAAUGCAGUCAGUAUCUUCAAAGUUCGUUCUGUAAGCUGUUUUCUUUCAGAUUUU
Molecule: messenger RNA, 2473 nt
Organism: Populus euphratica (Euphrates poplar)
Lineage: Eukaryota; Viridiplantae; Streptophyta; Magnoliopsida; Malpighiales; Salicaceae
Product: receptor-like protein 12
Exons: 2
Coding region: 39-2417 (792 amino acids)
Molecular function (GO): protein binding
Source: RefSeq, a predicted model, not a curated record